AUGCCUUUUCUAGAAAAUAAUAAUUAUCGGAAUCUAACGACAUCAUCAGAUCGUGAUGCACGUCAUUCAGAAUCGUCACAUUCGCAGAGCUCUCAACGACUUCGACGAACAGAGAGUAGUAUUAGUUCGGAGAGCGCUGUUUCGCAGAAAUCCUCCGGAUCUGGUUCUGGGCAUGGAAAUGGUCAUGUAAGUGUAGGAAAGGAGACGGUAGCCCCACCUCAUGUGGAAAGGCGCCCUAAGCAGCCAACUCCACCGAAGAAGGAGCCGAAGAAGAAGAUGAUGACUGAGCGCGAAAUAAUUGAUGCAGCGGCGGGACUUCGUGCUCUAAAAGUUGGCAACAAUGGGACUGAGAUUGAAGAUUGGAUAGCAAGCGCAUUCGUUGCUGAUGAUUUGGCUGAAAGCGUAGGUUCAGCGCUUUGCCAGCAUGCCAUUGAAGGAGGCGGUGGCCGUGUGGUUGCUAAACUAUGUGGAGCCUUACGAGAUGCUCCAUCUGCUUAUGCCCUUUAUAAGGUAAAGGGAAUAUCCGUCAACUGCUCUAUAUUUGCAAGAAUGAUUUAG
Molecule: messenger RNA, 558 nt
Organism: Strongylus vulgaris
Lineage: Eukaryota; Metazoa; Nematoda; Chromadorea; Rhabditida; Strongylidae
Source: the annotation of a GenBank genome assembly